AUGUUAGCCAAACAUCUUUCCAACAACCCUACCACCCUUGUUCAUGCGGCCCUCGGCUCCCUCCCCGUGAUCAACCCGGCAGUCGGCUUUGACGCUACCAACAAAACAAUCUAUCUCCACGAUGCCUGCUCGGAGUCCAACGUCGCCGUCAUCUCGGGCGGCGGCUCUGGCCAUGAGCCGUCCUUUGCCGGCUUCGUCGGUAAGGGGAUGCUCUCGGGCGCCGUGGCAGGGUCCAUCUUCGCCUCCCCGACCGCGGAUCAGGUGUUCCGGUGUCUGAUGCGGCUGGGCGCGGAGAAUCCGCAGCGCGGCAUCCUGGUAAUCAUCAUGAACUACACCGGCGACAAGCUCCACUUCGGCAUGGCGGUCGAGAAGGCCCGCGCCCAGGGCCUGAAGGUCGCCAUGGUGAUUGUGGGCGACGACGUUGGUGUCGGCAGGCUCAGGGGUGGGCGGAUCGGUCGGCGAGGCUUGGCUGGAACCGUGUUGGUCCAGAAGAUUGCUGGCGCACUCGCUGCCAAGGGUGCCGACCUCGCCGAAGUCACCAAGAUUGCCUCAGCUGUUGCCGACAACAUCGCCACGGUUGGUGCCUCGCUGGCCCACGUCCACGUUCCCGGCCGUGCUGCUGCCGAGGACGAGCUGGACGGCAACGACGAGAUCGAGAUCGGCAUGGGCAUCCACAACGAAGAAGGCUUCUCUCGCGUGCGCCAAGACCUGCCGGGUCUUGUGCAGGCACUGCUCAAGCAGCUGCUAGACACGACCGACAAAGACCGCGCCUUUAUCGAUAUUCGAGCCGGCGAGAGGGUUGUGCUCAUGGUCAAUAACCUUGGCGGCCUAAGCCAGCUCGAGCUCGGGGCCGUAACCAUGGAGGUGUCCCAGCAGCUCGGGCAGAGAUACCACAUAAUUCCAAGGAGAGUGCUGAGCGCCACUUACAUGAGCAGCCUCAACGGGCUGGGCUUCAGCAUCACUCUGCUCAAGAUUGUUGACGACAGGUUUUCCGAGCUCCUGGAUGCCCCUACUGAGGCCACCGGCUGGCUUCCUCCAGCACCAGCGGCGAACUGGGACAGAGCAGGCCAGGCGGGCGACGACAGCAGCACCAGCACCAUUACCGAGCACCUCGAGGAGAGUCCAAGCAACCUUCUACUGAACCCCGCCCUCACGCAGGCCAUACUUACGAAGGCUCUCAACAACGUAAUAGCAGCCGAGCCCGAGGUGACCAAGUACGACACUCUCGUCGGCGACGGCGACUGCGGCCUCUGCCUGAAGGGCGGGGCGGAGGCCGUGCUGGCGCACAUACAGUCCAACGCCGGCGUCCUCGGAGAUGCCGCGCAGCUGGUAGCGGCCAUUGCGCGCGUAGUCGAGACGAGCAUGGACGGCACGUCGGGCGCGCUGUACGCCAUCUUCCUCAACGCCCUUGCCCACUCGCUGCAGCGGCAGGCCAGGCCUGCGCCGCGCCCCGCGUCGGCGGCUGUGUGGGGGGCUGCUCUGGGCGGCGCCAUGGAGGCGCUUUCUCGGUACACGCCGGCGCGGCCUGGUGACAGGACAGUCGUCGACGCGCUGGCCCCAUUCGUUGAGGUGUUUGCAGCGAGCGGCGAUCUGGCCAUGGCGGUCGAUGCGGCGCAAAAGGGGUGCGAGAGCACGAAGGGCAUGCAGGCUAGCUUGGGUAGGUCGGUGUAUGUAGGCGGGGAGGAGUGGAAGAACUGCCCUGAUCCUGGUGCAUACGGCUUACUGCUGGCCCUCAGGGGGUUCGUCGAGUAG
Messenger RNA from Phialemonium atrogriseum, 1752 nucleotides. RefSeq names its product putative dihydroxyacetone kinase. Lineage: Eukaryota; Fungi; Ascomycota; Sordariomycetes; Cephalothecales; Cephalothecaceae. Gene Ontology annotation, molecular function: glycerone kinase activity; ATP binding. The record is from RefSeq and is a predicted model, not a curated record. The coding region runs from base 1 to 1752 and encodes 583 amino acids. The transcript has 4 exons. Gene Ontology annotation, biological process: glycerol catabolic process. Gene Ontology annotation, cellular component: cytosol.